UCACUUCUACGCGCAACAAAUUUCGUUGGACGGAAAAGUUGUAGAAUAAGUUCGUGUUCGGAUUUUUUAAGAAUAGCAUUUUUUUCUACAGCUUAGCUUGUGUAGUCUCCCCCUAAACUUAUGUUUUACUAUAAAUUUAAUAACUUAUAGUGACAAUGGAGACUAGUAUGAGUUCUGUUCCCUUCUUGGCAUUGCUACUGUCGUCCUUUCUCGUCUGCGUUUCUGGACAAUAUCAAGGUGAUCAUGGUAUAGCCGUCCCUGAUCAUGGAUUCUGUCAGCCAAUUACAAUUCCACUUUGCACGGACAUCGCAUAUAAUCAAACUAUUAUGCCAAACCUUGUCGGACAUUAUAACCAAGAGGACGCAGGUUUGGAAGUUCAUCAGUUUUAUCCGCUGGUAAAGGUACAGUGUUCACCGGAGCUCAGGUUCUUUCUGUGCUCUAUGUAUGCGCCCGUGUGCACAGUGUUAGAAAAGGCAAUUCCACCGUGUCGAUCAAUUUGUGACAGAGCUAAACAUGGGUGCGAAGCACUUAUGAACAAAUUUGGUUUUCAGUGGCCGGAGCGGCUGAGAUGCGAGAAUUUUCCCGUACUGGGAGACGGACAAAUAUGCGUGGGUCAGAACGACUCCAAAGCCACUGUUGCGCCUGUUAACAUGCCGGUUCCGGGAACACCAGGAAUUCACCUAUAUUCCACACCGGACAGGCCUUUCCGCUGUCCUGCGACACUCAAGGUCCCUACGUAUCUGAACUAUAAAUUUCUUGGAGAGCUAGACUGCGGCGCUCCGUGCGAAUCUUCCAAAGCUCACGGCGCCUACAUGUUUUUUAACGACCAGGAAAUCGAAUUCGCCCGUAUUUGGAUUCUGAUCUGGUCGUGCCUGUGUUGCGCGUCCACACUGUUUACAGUUACAACUUAUCUGGUAGACAUGCAGCGCUUCAGAUAUCCUGAGCGCCCCAUAAUUUUCCUGUCUGGCUGCUAUACCAUGGUCUCAAUAGCCUACAUCACUGGCUAUUUUCUGGGCGACAAAGUCGCAUGUAAUGAGAGCUUCUUCCCCGAUGGCUACAAGACCAUCGUGCAGGGUACCAAGAAAGAGGGCUGCACUAUCCUCUUCAUGAUGCUCUACUUCUUCAGCAUGGCCUCCUCCAUCUGGUGGGUGAUCCUGUCGCUCACGUGGUUCCUGGCUGCUGGCAUGAAGUGGGGCCACGAGGCCAUUGAGGCCAACUCGCAGUACUUCCACCUGGCAGCGUGGGCUGUGCCUGCCGUGAAGACUAUCAGUGUGCUGGCACUUGGCCAGGUGGACGGCGAUGUGCUGAGUGGCGUGUGCUUUGUGGGCGUGAGCGGGGCGGGUCCCCUGCGCGGCUUUGUCCUGGCACCGCUCUGUGUCUACCUCUUUGUUGGCACGAGCUUCCUGCUGGCUGGCUUCGUGUCGCUCUUCCGCAUCCGCACAGUCAUGAAGCACGGUGGCACCAAGACGGAGAAGCUGGAGCGUCUGAUGGUGCGCAUUGGUGUGUUCUCCGUGCUCUACACUGUGCCCGCCACCGUCGUCAUUGCCUGCUACUUUUAUGAGCAGGCCUUCCGUGAACUCUGGGAGCGGAGUUGGGUCAGUGCUCGUUGCAAGGGCCUGGCUGUGCCCUGUCCACCGCAGACCACACCACGCAUCUCCCCUGACUUCACUGUCUACAUGAUUAAGUACCUCAUGACACUCAUUGUGGGCAUCACCUCUGGGUUCUGGAUUUGGUCUGGGAAGACACUGCACUCCUGGAAGAAGUUCUACGCACGCCUGACCAGCAGACAACAUGGCGAGACCACUGUGUAGAGGAAAGGACAGGGGAACCUCACUCACACAUACGCAUACACACACAAACACACACACACAAAGGCUUUGUGCCUUUUUAAUUAAUGACUCUUUUCACAGAAAGACAUUUAUGGACAAGGUAUGUUUUCAAUUAUUGUCAGUAUUCUGAAUUUGGAAACAGUCACUAUUGGCAUUUGCUGUUGAAUAUUGCAGGCCACAUGUAAGACUGUGAGGGGCAAUUAGAUGUGAUUCUUUU
Messenger RNA from Electrophorus electricus (electric eel), 2046 nucleotides. It is a transcript of the gene fzd2, whose product is annotated as frizzled class receptor 2. Gene Ontology annotation, molecular function: Wnt receptor activity; Wnt-protein binding. Lineage: Eukaryota; Metazoa; Chordata; Actinopteri; Gymnotiformes; Gymnotidae. The record is from RefSeq and is a predicted model, not a curated record. Gene Ontology annotation, biological process: non-canonical Wnt signaling pathway; canonical Wnt signaling pathway. Gene Ontology annotation, cellular component: plasma membrane.